Hydra vulgaris (swiftwater hydra) is the source of this 1297-nucleotide messenger RNA. RefSeq lists its product as uncharacterized. The record is from RefSeq and is a predicted model, not a curated record. NCBI's taxonomy places the organism in Eukaryota, Metazoa, Cnidaria, Hydrozoa, Anthoathecata, Hydridae.
UCCACAGUCAUAUAUAUUCUAUUCACCAGUUUUACAGCUCUUUUGAAUGUAAAGUGACUGCAAUGAGAUUCUUUAUACGUAUUUUGUUGCUUGUUUGUUUUUUGGCAUUAAUCACUUGGAUAUUCAUUAACUACAUAAAACUUCAAUCUAACAACUUGUUUGAAACAUCUUUUCAUAAAAAAAAUAUGAGUAAAACAUUCACCUUUAAAAAAAGUACAACUGAAAAUGAAACAACAAACAAGGUUUACCGACUCGCUGUUGUUUGUUACAUACCUUCGUCACCUAAAGAAGUACAAACUUUUUUAACUAUGUUGUAUGGCUCCUGGAGGUAUAUAAGUAAUAAAAAAAAUGAAUUUAGUAAAACGCAUUUUUUAGUAAACCACGUCAAUCUUAUAACAUUUACGCAUGUUGAUAAUAUAAUUAUGCUAAAAAACAUUUGUCAAAAGUAUAAUGCACGAUUAGAUAACGAAGAUAAUGACGAACGCUGCUGGUAUAUUCGACAAGAUUAUGAGAUUAAUAUUGGCUAUGAUGCAAUUAAUUCCUUUAUAAUGUUUAAUCGAACCGACAUAUACGAAAUUUUAAACCCGUAUAAAUAUAUUAUGCGCACCGACUACGAUGUGUUUCUAACCCCAGCAUUAUACACAUGGAAAGUUAAAAAAGAUUUGGUGGUAGGAAGAGGGGGUUACAGUGUUUAUUUUACUCAUAAAAGAUUAAAACAAAUAUCACUAAAGUUGAAUAUGACGCACAAAGGGGUUCAUGAUGUUGGUUCAACAUGGUUUGGGGAACCAAAGUUGUUUAUCAACUUAGCAAAAAAAGUUAUAGAAAAUACAGCUAUGAUAUACUUAAAUGAAUUUAAACCCAACUUGCCCGGAUUACGAAAUCUCAAACUAAAAAAAAAUAUAAACGGAGUUUGGCCCCUGUGGUGGAAGCCAGUCUCUUUAUUGUAUGGUGCGGAAAUUUCACUCAACCAUUGGAUUGACGAUUUUUCCGUUUUGAACAAAGACUAUUUAGAUACAUCUUCAUGUUCUAAUUCUAGCAUAUGGAACAGCCCACAUAUUCAUUGUUGGCAUAAUGAUUGUGAGUUCUACAAGUUUAGUUUCUUUGAGAAAUUAAAUGCAGUUCUUGGUACAAGUGAAUAUAUUUCAUCUUCUAAUUUUCACCUUUUAGUCGACAAUCUUUGCGAUAAAGAUGUAUCAAAAAUGACUAUCAGUGAAUACUCAACUUUUAUUGCAUGGAAUUCAGUUGGAAAGCAUAUGAAAAAAAUGGCUUAUUUUAAAAAGAGAUAAAUUUUUAUUAA